This is a messenger RNA of Baudoinia panamericana UAMH 10762, 3691 nucleotides long. RefSeq lists its product as uncharacterized. Gene Ontology annotation, biological process: DNA-templated transcription; chromatin remodeling; regulation of DNA-templated transcription. Gene Ontology annotation, cellular component: nucleus; HIR complex. The transcript has a single exon. The record is from RefSeq and is a predicted model, not a curated record. Gene Ontology annotation, molecular function: protein binding; nucleosome binding. Lineage: Eukaryota; Fungi; Ascomycota; Dothideomycetes; Mycosphaerellales; Teratosphaeriaceae. The coding region runs from base 181 to 3414 and encodes 1077 amino acids.
GACGUGCUGUAAUCGCGCUAGAGGCCCUCUUAGAUCACGGGUCCUCCCGGAGUGCUUGCGCCUCGAGUCGCGUCUCCAGCUGUCACAUAGUCCACGCAUGAAGGCCAGAGCCUCCACCAUUGGGUAAAACUUCGUCAAUGCGUAUGAUACCAUUGAUGGAAAGAUGAACGUCGCCUCAUCAUGCGCUUUACGAAACCAUCCUGGCUAAGUCACAACCUCGAACGGCCUCAGCCAUGCUACUCAUGCUCGGUCAGUCCUGAUGGCGCAAGACUCGCGACAGCGGCAGGUGAUGGACAUGUGAGGAUAUGGUCAACGGAUGCCAUUCUGAAUGCAUCGGACCCUUCAUACACCAAGCCUAAGCAGCUGGCCAGCUUGUCCUACCACUCCGGAACUGUCCACAGCGUAAGAUUCAGCCCAAACGGGAGAUACCUGGCUUCAGGCGCCGAUGACAAGCUUGUCUGUGUGUAUGCGCUCGAACCGGGUGCACCGGCAGCGACCUUUGGCAGCAAUGACGCGCCUCAGGUAGAGAACUGGAGGGUUUUUCGCAGGCUGAACGGCCAUGACAAUGACGUGCAAGAUUUGGGCUGGAGCUGUGACAGCAGCAUCCUGGUUUCCGUAGGUUUGGAUAGCAAGGUCGUGGUCUGGUCUGGCAGCACAUUCGAGAAGCUCAAAACGCUGGUGAACCAUCAGAGUCACGUCAAGGGUAUCUGCUUCGAUCCUGCGAACAAGUACUUCGCAACCGCCAGCGAUGACCGGACAAUUAAGAUCUUCCGCUUCACGUCGCCUCCUUCGAAUGCGACAGCGUAUGACCAAACCUCGAACUUUACCCUUGAGGCAACAGUCACCACGCCUUUCAGUGCUAGUCCACUCACAACAUACUUCAGACGUUGCGCAUGGAGCCCCGAAGGUGCGCAUAUCGCUGCUGCCAACGCCACCAAUGGCCCGGUGAGCUCUAUCGCUGUUGUAGAGCGAGGUACGUGGGACAGUCAUAUCAAUCUGAUUGGACAUGAAGGGCCUGUGGAGGUAUGCGCUUUCUCAACGCGUCUGUUCUACAAUCAACCUCCUCCCCCACUGCCAACAGACCCCAAAGAUGCCCCACCAAUGCCGCCCGCUGUCAGUGUUGUCGCUUGCGCUGGCCAAGACAAGACCAUCAGUGUCUGGAACACGUCCUUGGCGAGGCCGUUUGUGAUUACCACGGAGGUCUGCACGAAGCCUAUCAGUGACAUGGUCUGGAGUCCAGACGGGGAGACGCUCUACGCUACAAGCUUAGACGGUACAAUUGCAGUCCUAGUCUUCGAUACAGGCGAGCUUGGCUAUCCGACUUCGCCCGCGGACAAUGAACAGCGGCUCGCUAAGUACGGUGCUGGCAGAAGAGCAGGCAUCAUCGAAGGCGCAGACGCUCUGCGAUUAGAGGAGGGCAGCAAAGCCGGAGAGCUCAAAGGUGCGGAAGGCAGGAUGGGCGAGUUGAUGGGUGAUAGCUCGGAUGCGCAGAAUGGAGGACUUACGAACGGCAACUCGGCGCACGUGAACCGGCCUAACGGCGUUGCAUCAAACACGGACGGCAUAGUGCCUGAACCUGAAGCAGCCAGCGUACCCCAGGCGCCCGUUGACGCGCAACAAGAGAAGAUUGAUAAGCUGAAAAACCGAGUGACGUUCACUAAAGAAGGAAAGAAGCGGAUUGCACCAUUGCUCGUGUCCUCGUCGAACGUCGGCGAAGCCAAUCUUCCACGUCCACAGCUGCAGGCCUCGAUGCGCCAAGGCGGACUCUCCGAUGAGCCUGCGGGUAAGACUCUUGACCUCAGCAAACCCUACGAUGGGCUGCCGAAAGGUGGCCUUGCCAGUCUACUGCUUGGCAACAAGCGCAAGUAUGCCGAGUUCGCAAGUGAGGACGAGGAGGAGAGGAAGCGUGCGGAGAAGAGAGUCAAUGGCAUACAGCAGACCGGCGCCACGCCCAUCGUCGAUAAUACUGCAGACGGGCUCGUGCCAACCUCUACCGUCACUGCGCAAAAGAUUCCGGUUGACACGCCGGAACCGCUACGACCGGCAAUCGUGAAUCCCAGUCUGACGGUGAGCCAAGUGAGACUCGCAGUACCAUUGGUGCGCAGCGUAGUGCUGCGACCGCUCGAUGUGCAUAAAUCCGUCAGCGAUGAACAUCAGAUGGACGGUAUAACGAACGGAAGCGUGCCCGAGAACGACGCGAACAUUGUGUUCGAAGCGCGCAACGCAACCGGUCCUUCCCGAACCGGUCGUGUACAGGAUAAAGAACCGACGCGCAUCACGCUCUCGAAGCGCAACCAGACCCUAUGGCAGGACUUUCUGCCCAAAGCGGUUUUGCUCGUGACGGGGAAUCGCAACUUUUGGGCUGCAGCUUGCGAGGAUGCAAGUCUGCAUCUCUGGACACCUGCCGGGAGGCGUGUUAUGAACGCCAGCGUUCUAGAAGCGCAGCCUGUCAUUCUGGACUGCAGAGGCUGGUGGCUUUUGGCCGUAACCGCGGCCGGACAGUGCUAUGUUUGGAAUGUUCGGACAAUGAGCGCUGCGCAUCCGCCCAUUAGCCUGGCGCCUGUGCUUGAUGCGGCUAGUGCUAUGAUGCAGAACCAUCUGACUCCGGCACCCAGUCUGAUGUUUGCACGGUUGAACAGUCAGGGCAGGGUCAUUAUUGGGUUGAGCAAUGGUGAUGGUUUCGCGUACAAUGCAGGGAUGUAUGUCUGGCAGCGUUUGAGCGAAAGCUGGUGGGCGGUUGGUAGCCAAUACUGGAACACAGCCUAUACGUCUUUCACAUCGGCGCUACGACUAACAAACAAGACCGGAGCUUCGAAGGACAGAGAGCCAAGCCUAAUGGACGACAUCAAUCCCGAGAAUAUCUCCGCUGGCAUCAUACCGAUUCUGGAGCGCAAUACAACCGCCCAGGCCUUACUGAAAGGUCGUGCUUACUUUCUGCAGCGCCUCGUCAAGCAGCUGCUCUCCGCCGAGGGCUUCGAAGGCUUCGAAUCCAGCGUCUCGAUUGCCCACCUGGAGAAUCGCAUAGCUGCGGCUUUCACCCUUGGCGCAAAGGACGAGUUCCGGGUCUACCUGAUAAUGUAUGCGAAGCGGCUAGGUGCCGAAGGUGCAAAGGGCAAGGUGGAAGAACUUUUACGCGGCAUGACUGGGAAUAUGUACGACGAACCAGAAGACGUCGAGGAUGGUGGAAUAGGCAUCACUCAACCCGACGGCAUUGUAUGGGGCGAAGGGUCAGAGAUCGUGGGCUGGAAGCGCGAAGACUUGCUUCGUGAGGUCGUGGUUGUGCUUGGCAAGUACAGAGACUUGCAGCGGGUGACGGUACCGUAUGCGCAGCUACUUGAUAUGUUGGGCGGUAGCGGCAGCAGCACCUUAGAGCACGGUGGGCCAUCGCAGAUGAGCACGUGCGACGACGGAUAGGGGUCGUUGAUUGCCAUCAAUUCAAGGGUUGUAUUGAAAUGAGCGCGCAGCAUGUAGGGCCACGAGUGUCGUGUUGCGAUUUAGCGUGGCGUUUCGAGGGCAACACUCCGGGGCAUUGUAGGUAUAUUCGCGGCUGCCUGCGUUUCGUGGUGGUCUGUUUCUCCACUGGUGGGAUUUCCUAUUCUAACGCAGCCAUUACUUGCCAGCCGAUGCUCAUCCGCGAGGAUCCCUUGGUAACGUGAUUCCGCGUCAACAUAUUGCUUUGGCGUCUAUUGUG